Fomitiporia mediterranea MF3/22 is the source of this 510-nucleotide messenger RNA. RefSeq lists its product as uncharacterized. The transcript has a single exon. Lineage: Eukaryota; Fungi; Basidiomycota; Agaricomycetes; Hymenochaetales; Hymenochaetaceae. Bases 1 to 510 code for a protein of 169 amino acids. The record is from RefSeq and is a predicted model, not a curated record.
AUGAAGAACGAGGAACAACUCAUUGCUUCUUGCAUUCUUACCCUACCAUCGUCACCCACCCUCACGCAUUUAUUACCAAACCCCCAUCUACAUAUUCCGCAUAGCACAAUGUACAUCAUCACGUUCAACGAGUCGGUUGUCCUCCUACCUCUUGAGGCCGGGAUUCUACCUUUCCCGCUGAAACGCGACGUCAUCGAAACGCUCUCUCGGUGUGGAAGGCCAGAGUACGUGUCUGAAGAUGAGGGUGAACUAGCCACUCCUCUCGUUAGUAAGUCCGUGCGAAGGUUUUCCGACAGCCUCAGCGGAGUAUUUCGUCGUCGUGAUGAUCGCCAGCGCGGAGUCAAGGUUGUCCUCUCUUCCAAGGUCAACGACGCGGACGAUGUCGACAGCGACAACGCGAUAAUGUUGUUCACUAGCGCUGACAACUGGCGUCCCGGCUUGCUACCUCUCGAGCAGGCUGCGCGUCGUGCGGAUAUCGUAAGGAGACCCGAGGCAUUCGAGCGCGUCUGA